Messenger RNA from Fopius arisanus, 1014 nucleotides. It is a transcript of the gene Rsph9, whose product is annotated as Radial spoke head protein 9. Bases 109 to 945 code for a protein of 278 amino acids. NCBI's taxonomy places the organism in Eukaryota, Metazoa, Arthropoda, Insecta, Hymenoptera, Braconidae. The record is from RefSeq and is a predicted model, not a curated record. The transcript has 5 exons. Gene Ontology annotation, biological process: cilium movement involved in cell motility; motile cilium assembly; axoneme assembly. Gene Ontology annotation, cellular component: axoneme.
CCGGAAGUGAUGAUUAAACCGGAUACAUGAGACUAUGAAGUGCAUCUGAAAUUGCAUCGGGAGAAAUUAAAUAGAAGAUUUUAUUUUUCUCAUAAUCCUUAAAAACCCAUGGAGUGCACAAAAUUACAAGACGUUGCAGAGAAAAUCGGUUACACUGGUGUCUGCAUCGGAGCAGAGAGAGUCCAACUCCUCAGGAAUUCUCUCCUAACAUUGCAGAAUGAAAAUCAUUUCCGAAAGACAUAUUACUGGGGUAGAAUCAACGGAACUGAUAACGAUUAUCACAUUGCCUUUGGUUAUGCUAAAGAUUGUUUGAAAGACCGACGAUUUUUCUACAGUUUAGAUUGUUUAGACUGGUUUUUACUUCCAAGACCGACUAAAUGCGGAAAAUUACUGACACCAUUAUCACCAACUCUCUUCGAUGGGAAUCCAUCGAUAGUCACCAAUAUCAGUAAAAAUCCAGCCUUUUCAGCGGCUAAAAAUAGGACUGAAUUUGGUGAGGGACCACCUCAAUUCCUAAAGGAAGAAGAUCGCUUAUCUGCAACCGUUGAAUUUAUAACAGAGGAAUCUCUGAUAAUUCCCCGAGGCGCUUGGUGCAGGCGUCCAGACGGAUCCACAACCGAAAAUAAUGCAUUCGAGGGUCUAGACCCUAUCGAAUCGUUGGACCAAAAGUCGUAUCUCCACGCACGUUUUCCGAAAGAGAAAUGGACGGAAAAUCUCCUAACGAGAAAUGACUACAAUUAUUCAUUAGAUUUUCUGGAUCCCACGUCUAUAGAUAUCCCAGGAGAGUGCUGGAAUAUUCAGAGAUACUUAGGCUCUCGUCUAAUUAUCCUGCAAAACCUUUACUGGCCUGGUAUGACGUUUUAUCACAUCCCAGAAUCACCUCAUCACGGUUUUCUGUACAUCGGAUAUGGAAUGAAAAAUAUAAAUCUACCAUUUAUGCUUUAGAGUAUUCUCCAACAUAAAAAAUAAUAAUAAUCCGAAUAAUUACUGACAUUAUUGCUAUUAAAUUCUAAU